AUGUCCUCCAGGCAGAACUCCUUCGGUGUGGUGACCCUAGUCCCCUCCAGCGCAAGUGAACGCACCCGUCAGAUUCUUACCAUGAUCGAGGAUUAUCUCCGCAACGCAGAUGAUGCUGUUUGCCAUCAGUUCCGAGCCAUGACUGAAUCGGAGCGUAUUCGCGCGCUUAUCGCCGUCAAUGCAGAAGCAGCAAAGAUCGAAGGAAUGGUCGAUAGCCGAGCCAAAGGUGACAAGCAGGCUUCGGUCGAGAAGAUGUUCGGUAUCUUCAGGACCUUCCUCCCUCAAUGGAUCAAGAAAGGUGCCUCCAAGCCCGCCGUUCCAUAUCAAAGCAUGCCACGCGGGAGCCCCAUGGCUGCCCAGCCAAAGCGUCGAGUUGACUCUACUGAUAUGCGUCAGUCCCUGCUUCGUGCGCAAAUGAGCAGGGCUGGUGGUAAUUACGGACCUGUUCCGCAGACCGUCCGCGCCACCGGCAGCGCAUAA
Molecule: messenger RNA, 480 nt
Organism: Dacryopinax primogenitus
Lineage: Eukaryota; Fungi; Basidiomycota; Dacrymycetes; Dacrymycetales; Dacrymycetaceae
Exons: 4
Coding region: 1-480 (159 amino acids)
Source: RefSeq, a predicted model, not a curated record